Molecule: messenger RNA, 1764 nt
Organism: Conger conger (European conger)
Lineage: Eukaryota; Metazoa; Chordata; Actinopteri; Anguilliformes; Congridae
Gene: slc17a8
Product: solute carrier family 17 member 8
Exons: 12
Coding region: 1-1764 (587 amino acids)
Biological process (GO): neurotransmitter loading into synaptic vesicle; regulation of synapse structure or activity; synaptic transmission, glutamatergic
Cellular component (GO): synaptic vesicle membrane; excitatory synapse
Molecular function (GO): L-glutamate transmembrane transporter activity; neurotransmitter transmembrane transporter activity
Source: RefSeq, a predicted model, not a curated record
AUGCCGUUUGGAGGGCUGGCUGGUCUGAAGGAGCGCUUCCUCAAACCUGGGGCGGAGGAGGUGAAGUGCACCAUGGGAGACUCCCUGGGGACCCUGCAGAAGAAAAUGGAUGGCAGCAACGUGGAUGAGGAGGAGCCCGUGGAGCUGACGGAGGACGGGCGGCCGGUGGCGGCGGGGAAGCGGCCACCCCCGCUGUGGGACUGCGGCUGCUGCGGCUCCCCAAAGCGCUACAUCAUCGCCAUCCUCAGCGGCCUGGGCUUCUGCAUCUCCUUCGGCAUCCGCUGCAACCUGGGCGUGGCCAUCGUGGAGAUGGUCAACAACAACACUGUGUACAUCAACGGGACCGCCGUCAUUCAGCCAGCGCAGUUUGACUGGGACCCCGAGACGGUGGGCCUGAUCCACGGGUCGUUCUUCUGGGGCUACAUCGUCACUCAGAUCCCAGGGGGGUUCAUCUCCAACAAGCUGGCGGCCAAUCGGGUGUUUGGGGCGGCCAUUUUCCUGACCUCCGUGCUGAACAUGUUCAUCCCCUCCGCUGCGCGGGUGCACUACGGCUGCGUGAUGUUCGUCCGUAUCCUGCAGGGCCUGGUGGAGGGCGUUACCUACCCAGCAUGCCAUGGGAUGUGGAGUAAGUGGGCGCCGCCCCUGGAGCGGAGCCGGUUGGCAACCACGUCCUUCUGUGGGUCCUAUGCAGGGGCAGUGAUAGCCAUGCCUCUGGCUGGUAUCUUGGUGCAGUACGUGGGAUGGUCCUCAGUGUUCUACAUAUACGGAGUAUUUGGGAUCAUAUGGUACUUGUUUUGGCUGUUCCUGGCCUACGAGAGCCCUGCGGUGCAUCCCACCAUCAGCGAGGAGGAGAGGGCCUACAUCGAGACCAGCAUCGGGGAGGGAGUGAGUCUGAUGAGUGCCACUGAGAAGUUCAAGACCCCCUGGAGGCACUUCUUCACGUCCAUGCCGGUUUAUGCCAUCAUUGUGGCCAACUUCUGCCGGAGCUGGACCUUCUACCUGCUGCUCAUCAGCCAGCCCGCCUACUUUGAGGAGGUCUUCGGUUUCCCCAUCAGCAAGGUGGGGAUCCUGUCCGCCGUCCCCCACAUGGUGAUGACCAUCGUCGUCCCCAUCGGCGGCCAGCUCGCCGACUUUCUGCGGAGUCGCAAGAUCCUCUCCACCACCGUGGUGCGCAAGAUCAUGAACUGUGGAGGAUUCGGGAUGGAGGCCACUCUGCUGCUGGUUGUGGGGUUCUCGCACACGAGGGGCAUGGCCAUCUCCUUCCUGGUGCUGGCCGUGGGCUUCAGUGGAUUCGCCAUCUCUGGUUUCAACGUGAACCACCUGGACAUCGCCCCGCGCUACGCCAGCAUCCUGAUGGGAAUAUCGAACGGAGUGGGAACGCUGUCCGGCAUGGUGUGUCCCCUCAUCGUGGGAGCGCUCACCAAACACAAGACCCGGUUGGAGUGGCAGAACGUGUUCCUGAUCGCGUCCAUGGUCCACUACACGGGGGUGAUCUUCUACGCCAUCUUCGCGUCGGGCGAGAAGCAGGACUGGGCCGACCCUGAGAGCACCAGCGAGGAUAAGUGCGGCCUGGUGGACCAGGACGAGCUGGCGGAGCAGACGGAGCUGACCGCCGACAGCGGCCUCGCCCCGGCCAAGAAGACGUCCUACGGGGCCACCACGGAGAACCCCGCCGGCCGCAAGCAGGGAUGGCGGAACAGGAGAGGGGUCACCAUGCAGGAGGAGGAGGACGCCUCGUACCAUCAGGAGAACGGAAGCUUCUAG